UAAGUUAAGGAGUGACGAUGAUUUGAUUGACCCCUCCACUCCAAAAUAGUAAUGUGUACGUUAUUCAUAAUAUUAACACAUUAAUAUUCCUUAACCUAAAUUUAUUAAACUGAAAGUAGUCUUGGUGAUUCGUAGCAAGCUUCAGUUCAGUCAUGGGAGGCUUUCGCGUGACCUACAAACGAACGCACCGUGGUGGCCCUUCGUUUUGGUCCUUGAGAGAGGGGAGCAAAGCCCUGCUCGCGCUCGCCCGUCAGCGCGACUUGCGUCCUUUCCACCCUGAGUCUGCGUGGCGCCGUACGCAUGCGGGUCGCCCCGUGCGACCCCCGGCAAGAUGGCGGCCAACAUGGCCGCCGGGCAGCCGCAGGAUGCUCCGUCACGCCGCUCCCGGCUGAAACGGCCUUAACGCGAUCUCGCGGCGGCCGAACGCCUCGGCACGCACUUCCGUGCACGUUUCCUCGUAAUCGAUUCGCCGACCCCACAGCCUGCGCGCCCAGACACCCGCCUCGCGUGCAACAAGUGCCGCCUCGCCGACAUAAACUACGCACCGGCAUUACAUGCUGACAGUGAUGUGAUCGCAGUUCGCUUACAAAUAUAGAAGGUGCCCUUUUGCCGAGUGGCGGCGCGGGUGAGCCGGGCGGCGCGCUGAGUGACGUCGGCGCUCAUGUUCCCCGCGCCGCGCGAACGUCAACAGUGCCGCGUCACGGACUAUCUCCGCGAACGCGAACCCGUGCCGCGACCGCGACGAACACAAAUAACAUCAACACGCGUCGGCGUGCCCCACCAUACCUCCGCCGCCUGCCGCACGACACCGCGCCCGUCGUAUUAUAAACAAUGAGUGAACGCGAUAGACGACUGGAUGGUUUCGUGAGAAUAAUUAUAUAAACAGAUUUUUAUAAAACCGUUGAUUAGCAGUGAAGUGAAGAUAUGACGAUAACAUCGUACGGAGUGCGAGCGGGCCGCGUGUCGAGGCGAGUGCAGUAGUGGUCGUGUGCGCGGCGAGGCGGACGCGCGCUGCACGUGCACGGUGGACUGUGAUGCAUGUGCGAGCGUGCGGAGUGUGCGGAGCGUGUGGGGCGGCUGGUAGAGGCGCGCGGCGGCCGGCACUGCGCUAGCCGCACCAUGCUGAGCCUGGUGUUUGCGGUGUGGUCGGCGGCGCGUGCGCUCGGCUGGUCCUGCGAUCUAGGGACCACGCCCGACGGCGAGGGCGACGUCGACGCGGAAGAGGCACCGGUGCUGCCGCGGCUGCGCUCCGCGCGCGCCUCCAGCGACCUGUCCACACUUAGUACCACCACCACCAGCUCCAGUCAGACCAGUAGCGGAGAUCACUCCAAAAGGUGGAGUGAGGCUCCAAGACGAUGGAGUGCACGUGGGUCGUCGCGGCGACCAUUGAGGAGGCCGCCCGUGUCCGCAAGAAGACGGACUACUGGCAGCUUCGACGUCGAGAAUGGCGGGGCGGCGGGUGGCGCGGGGGGUGCGCGCUCCCCGCUGGAGGGGGGCUCCCCCUCCGCCGCCUUGGUGCUGCAGGCGAUGCCGCAGCGCCGAGAGUCCUUCCUCUACCGAUCUGACUCGGACUUCGAGAUGUCGCCAAAGUCAAUGUCCAGGAAUAGUUCCAUCGCCAGCGAAAGAUUCAAGGAGGCCGAAGCUGCACAACUGGACAGAGCCCACGGCGAAGACUUGAUAGUGACGCCGUUCGCGCAGGUGCUGGCGAGCCUGCGUAGCGUUCGCAACAACUUCAUGGCGCUCACAAAUGUACCCGUCGGAAAAUCGCGGAGGUCCUCGGGGGUGGCUACGGCUGUUACUCCGCAGCCCAAAAACUUUAAUCCAGGAGACGAAGCCUACAUGAAGCUAGCAUUGGAGACCGUUGAGGAGUUGGACUGGUGUUUGGAUCAGCUGGAGACUAUUCAAACACAUCGGUCCGUGUCCGAUAUGGCGUCUCUUAAGUUCAAACGCAUGCUCAACAAGGAACUGAGCCACUUCUCCGAAUCCAGUAAAUCCGGCAACCAGAUCUCUGAAUAUAUCUGCUCCACUUUCUUGGAUAAACAACAAGAGUUGGACUUGCCGUCCUUGCAAGUUGAAGAAAACACUGAACGCACCAAGAAGAAAGAAAAGCCACGUCAUGGCGGGCCCGGAGGUACCAUGUCACAAAUAUCCGGUGUGAAGAGGACACUGACACAUACAAACAGUUUCACAGGCGAGCGCGUGCCGAGAUACGGCGUGGAAACACCUCACGAGGAGGAGCUCGGCCGUUUGCUCGGAGAACUGGAUCGCUGGGGCGUCGACAUCUUCCGCAUUGGCGACUUGACGUGCGGCCGUCCACUGACAGCAGUCGCCUACGCCGCAUUCACAUCGCGCGAACUCCUCAACACGCUGCAGAUUCCCGCACGCACUUUCAUAGCGUUCGUAGUCACCCUCGAGGAGCACUAUGUGCGUGACAAUCCUUUCCACAACUCUCUGCACGCCGCUGACGUGACGCAAUCGACGAACGUGUUGCUCAAUACGCCGGCACUCGACGCCGUGUUUACGCCAAUCGAAGUGUGCGCCGCGCUGUUCGCUGCCUGCGUGCACGACGUUGACCAUCCCGGUCUCACCAACCAGUUCCUGGUCAACUCGAGUUCAGAGCUCGCUCUCAUGUAUAACGACGAGUCGGUACUAGAGAACCAUCAUCUCGCUGUCGCUUUUAAACUGCUUCAGAACGACGGGUGCGACAUCUUCGUCAACCUCCACAAGAAGCAGAGGCAGACGCUGCGCAAGAUGGUAAUAGAUAUGGUGCUCUCCACGGACAUGUCGAAGCACAUGAGUCUUCUCGCAGAUCUCAAGACCAUGGUUGAGACUAAGAAAGUGGCCGGUAGCGGCGUCCUGUUGCUCGACAACUACACGGAUAGGAUACAAGUGCUGGAGAAUCUCGUGCAUUGUGCCGAUCUGAGUAACCCUACCAAACCAUUACCGCUGUACAAGCGCUGGGUCGCUCUGCUCAUGGAGGAGUUCUUCCAACAGGGCGACCGCGAGAGGGAGCAGGGGAUGGAUAUAAGCCCGAUGUGCGACAGGCACAAUGCUACUAUUGAGAAAUCUCAAGUCGGUUUCAUCGACUAUAUCGUGCAUCCGUUGUGGGAGACUUGGGCAGACCUCGUUCAUCCUGACGCCCAGGACAUACUGGACACACUGGAGGAGAACCGAGACUACUACCAGAGCAUGAUACCACCAUCGCCACCGCCGGCACCCGUCUCCGCAUCUCAUUCCGGAGCCGACGACGAUCGUCCCGAACAAAUACGCUUCCAGGUAACAUUAGAGGAGGGUGAGGGCUCCGAAGAGUGCGAGGGGGAGGGAGACGGUGGAAUGUGACGGAAACUACUGGGAAUCUGCAAGAAACUCUCUGAGAAGAUGCAGGUGUGGUGGAAGCUCUGGCAAUAGACGCCCCAGGCUGCGCCCUUGUCGGAAUAGUAAUACACUUGUUAACGCUUAACGUCGGAGCCGCGUGCAGCACGCGCCCGCUCCGACACUAUUUAUAUAAAUACUACGCAAUGUUGUCUAGAGUUACCUAACGACUCAAUAUGUCCCUCCAAUGACUGUGUAACAUUCGAUCGUCUAGUGUUUUUACUAUCCUUUCAUUUUGUCGUGUAACCAAAGAGCUGUGUGGUGGUUUGGUCGAGUCGUCUGUCUCUCUCCCGUGUCCCUCGUGUCAGUAGUCGAUAUUCGCUCGUAACGUUACGGUGUAAGUAGCAUUAGAGGUCGGCGCCGCGUGACCGGCGCUGGCUAAGUAAGGACAUUGAAAACGCUUAUUAAUUGGUAUGAAAGGGUAAUUUAUAUUGUCAUAUCAUCCACUUUCUCAUAUUUAAUACGGGUUUGCGAUAAUGAUGUUGUUCACCAAAAUAUAUUAACGUUAUAGGUAUCCUAAAAUAAAAUACUAUUUUAAGGUAAAUUUUAAAAACGCCUUUUCGGAGUUGUUGUUGUAUCGUUUUUUCUAAAUAUUUAAUAUUCGACGCCUCUCGCCGAAUGACACUACCGAGAACAUCCUGUUAGAUAGCUUUACUUGAUUUGAAUAAACUUGUAGCACCUCAUUUCUAACGAAGGAUCGCUGGCGAUCCCCUUAUUUUCUCUUUAGAGUAAUGUAUUAUUUUUGUAAAUUACGUACAUAUUUUAAUUCUAGUUUCAUUCGCUUUAAUAGUCAUCUUAAAAAUAGGUAUAUUUAAAUAUCUUCGCGUAUGCAUCUAACGAACGGCUUGAGUCUUUGAACCGAACUAAUAGUACUAACAGAGGCGUGGUUUGCGACAGUACUAAUUAAGAGGCAUACGAUAGUGACGUGGGCCGGGUCUUGCAAUAGUACUUCUAAGUAGAUAGUUUCCGAAACUGCGCACAACGAUAUUCUCUCUCGUAUCAAUGUAAAUGCUCAUUUCACUAAACUCGAAGUAUAUAUGUAUGUAUCUGUAUACAUGUAAAUGUGCCUAGCUUGUUGUCCUCGCGAAGCCUCAGAUCUGAAUCCGCGGCUCGCAUCCUUUAUUUGUAGCCAUUACCAAAGUAGUGAUUAGGUUCUAGAUGCCUCAACCCAAUAAUCUACCUUGAUUAAACUCAUUCCCGUAUUCGUUUACAUUGGGGGUGUAAUACUUAAUCAACUGUAUUAUGUGCAUUUUAUAGAAGCCGUCAUCUUAGUUUACGAUUUUAUUAUUUGUGAGCUGGUCUCUGUUUUUUAUGUACUCAAAAGAUAUUUGUUUGCUAUAAAUAAUCGUUCAAAUAAUUUCUCGCGAUCAUAUUUGUUUGUUGCAACGGAAUAGUUACACUUAUUAACUACGGACAGUAUUACCCUGUUAAUCGCACUAAUCAUUCAUCGGUGUUAAGAAUAAAGGUCCAAUGUACAAUAUUUUCGUAGGUAAAUUAAGAUUCAACAGGCGACCAAAUAUUCUGUCGUCUUUAACAUUCUUAAAAAUAAUAAUUUUUUAUUUUAAAAUUUCACAUAGUAGAAUUCGAUGUGUCAAAAGUGACGAAAUUAAUUUGGAACGCUUAUCUACAGUAUAUAAUAUAUGUGUAUGUUUAAACAAAUCAUUACGCUUAUAAACGAUGGUUUAAAAUUAUGGUAACAAUUGUGUAUGUAUGUUAAUGUUGGGUAAAGAUAUUUGUACUAUAUUAUGAUCUGUGUAAAGAACUUUCUUACGUACUCAGUAAGUAGAAUACCAUAUUCAUUCGUAAUUUAAGAAGACACUGCAUCUUGGACAAAAUCUUAGAAUUACCGUUAUUGUUCUGAAAUACUUCCAAAUUCGUCAAGUAUAAUUGUUCACAUUUGUAAAUGUUUAGUCGUGGCAAUAUUUACUUUAUCUGUGGCAGAACGUUGUAGCAGCUGCACUGCCGAUUAUUUGGUAAAAUUCUGAUUCGAUGUACUUUCUGCAACCUCCUCCUUUGAAAGUCCUUUACGAAUUUGGAACAUUUUACUUUUAAAGAUGACAAAUUAGCAGAUGUUAUUUCCUAUAACCUACUCGAAAAUACUAAAUUGUAUAGAUUUAAAUAUGCUUGCUGUAAAAACUUCGUUGCAGUUAAUAGAAACUAUAACAUGUAUUAAAUGUUUAUUACUGUAAUCAAAUAACAUAAAGUGAUCGUAAUAUAUCCCCUAUCGUUUAAUCGUAUUUUGUUUGUUUUGUUUUUUGUUCAUCUAACUCGAUUUUUACCAAAGAGCAAAGUUCAAAGGUUUUAUGUGAUAUUUUAUUGAGUUGGCUAUAUGUACAUCUGGCAUGUCAUAAUUUUACUUGAAUCCUGUAGUCUCUCCCUGAAGCUUGGAGCGCCAAUAUUUUAUUGAUGUGGAGAACUAUCGCUAAUAUGAAUAAUAUUUAGAUAAAUUAUUAUAAAUACCGAGUUAAAAGUGUGCAAUGCUGGACAUUUGCAUUACUUUAUAUGUUUAAAUAAAAUAGCUUGUAAUAGUUUU
Messenger RNA from Papilio machaon (common yellow swallowtail), 5905 nucleotides. It is a transcript of the gene dnc, whose product is annotated as cAMP-specific 3',5'-cyclic phosphodiesterase. The transcript has 11 exons. NCBI's taxonomy places the organism in Eukaryota, Metazoa, Arthropoda, Insecta, Lepidoptera, Papilionidae. Gene Ontology annotation, molecular function: 3',5'-cyclic-AMP phosphodiesterase activity. Gene Ontology annotation, biological process: signal transduction. Gene Ontology annotation, cellular component: cytosol; nucleus; perinuclear region of cytoplasm. Bases 1039 to 3339 code for a protein of 766 amino acids. The record is from RefSeq and is a predicted model, not a curated record.